UGCAAUGUCUUCAUUUUUAAUCAUAAUGGCUUGGGUAACUUCACACUUGUAAACCAUAGAGAAACACCAGCGGCAUAGUGGGAUUGCAUUCAAAUUCUGAGUCUGGCGUUCCUUGAUAAAUGAUAACCCUAAAAACCACAUUUGAAGACUAAAAAACGGUGACAAUGUUUCGAUCAUAAGCAUACAAUGCCAGUGCCAUCGACUGCCAAUCUCAAUCUCAAUCUCAGUCUUACAGAAUUAUGUAGAGAAGGUCUAUUGAAGGAGGCGCUACACAUUCUGCUUACAUUAUAUAAUGCCCCUACAAAUUUCUCCAUUUAUAUUCAACUAUUGCAGACCUGCAUUUCCAAGAAAGCCCUUUUAGAGGGUAAGCAAAUCCAUUCCCAUAUCAACGAGAGAAAUUUUGAGUUUGCGACAUGCAAACCUCUACAAAAUACUCUUAUACGCAUGUAUGACAAGUGCGGAAGUUUAGUUGAUGCUCGCCAAGUGUUUGACCAAAUGAAUGAACGAGACGGCUUCUCAUGGAAUAUUAUCAUUUCAGCGUACCAAAGGCAUGGAUAUCCCCACGAGGCAUUGACAAUGUUUCACCGAAUGCAACCAACAGGUGUUUGGCCUGAUCAGUUCACGUAUCCCAGCAUACUCAAAGUUUGUGCCGAAAUAAGAGAUUUGGAACAGGGUAUGGAUUUCCAUCAAAGCAUAUUAGAAAGAGGAUUUUUGUCAGAUGAUGUAGUUGCAAAUGCCCUGGUAGAUAUGUAUGCAAAAUGUGGAAACAUAUACAAGGCGCGUGAAGUUUUUGAAAAAAUAGCUCAAAAAAAUGUGGUUUCAUGGACUGCAAUGAUUUCUGGAUAUGUACAAAAUGGGUUUUGUGAUAAGGCACUGGAAACUUUUAAGCAAAUGCAAUCGGCAGGAGUAAAGCCAAACUCCAUGACCUUUGCUAGUGUUCUCCCAGCUUGUGGCAAAAUAGGAGCUUUCAAACAGGGCACGGACAUCCAUCAAAUCAUAAUGGAAAGGGGAUUUUUUUCUGAUGUUGUAGUGACAAAUGCUCUGAUACAUAUGUAUGCAAAAUGUGGAAGCAUACACAAGGCACGUCAUUUGUUUGAUAAAAUGUGUCAAAAAAAUGUGGUUUCGUGGACUGCAAUGAUUGCAGGAUAUGCACAAAAUGGUGUCCUUGAUGAGGCCUUAAGGCUUUUCAAAGAAAUGCCUAAAAGAAAUGUGAUCUCAUGGAACGCUAUGAUUGCAGGAUAUGCACAUAAUGGGAUUGUUGCAAAGGCCAUGGAAAUUUUUAAGGACAUGCAAUUAGCAGGUGUAAAGCCAAACUCCACGACUUUUGCCAGCAUCCUCCCAGCCUGUGCUAAGAUGGGAGUGUUAGGACAAGGAUAUACACAAAAUGGGUUUGUUGAGAUAGCCUUGGAAGCUUUUAAGCAAAUGCUAUUAGCAGGUGUAAAACCAGCCUCCACAACCUUCACCAGCAUCCUCUCGGCCUGUGCCAAAAUGGGAGCUUUAGGGCAGGGUGCGGUUAUUCAUAAAAGCAUAAUAGAGGAGGGAAUUUCGUCAGAAGUUGAGAUUGCAAAUGCCCUGGUAGAUAUGUAUUGCAAAUGUGGAAGCAUAUAUAGGGCACGCGGACUGUUUGACCAAAUACCUCAAAAAAAUGUUGUUUCGUGGACUGCAAUGAUCACAGGAUAUGCACAAAAUGGCUUUUCCAAGGAUGCUCUCAAACUCUUCGAACUGAUGAAACAGUCUAGAACAUAUCCUGACCAUGUAAGCUUUGCUUGUGUUUUAUUAGCAUGCAACCACGCAGGUUUAGUGGACGAGGGCUGUAAGUACUUUAAUUGCAUCACUGAUUCUUACUGUAUUACACCCACAAUCGAUCAUUAUGUGUGCAUGGUUGACCUUCUUGGCCGUGCUGGCUAUCUUGAAGCAACUCUAAACUUUAUCAUCAAAAUGCCAAUUAAACCUGUGGCAGUUGUGUGGACAUGUUUGCUUCGUGUUUGUAGAGCACAUAAGAAUAUAUCGUUAGGAGUAUUUACUGCAACUCUUCUCUUUGAGUUGGAUUCUAAAAAUCCUGCAACUUAUGUUCUUCUGUCAAACAUCUAUGCAGAAGUGGGCAAGUGGGGUGAGGUUCAAAAGGUGAGGAGAUUGAUGAAAGAUAAAGGAAUUAAAAAGAUACCUGGUUGUAGUUGGAUUGAAAGCCAUUAAAUGGUACAUGUUUUGUGUAUGAGACAGAUUAAAACCAAACACAGGAGAUCUAUGCAACAUUGAACAAUUGUUUUGGCAGAUGAACGGAGAAAGGAAUUUUUCCAGAUUUAAGAUACACCGAAUGAUGUGGAGGAAAAAAAAUUUAACAUAUUGAGAAGUUUGCAAUUGCAAUUGGAUUGUUAAACACGCCCUGGAACAAUUUGAACCCAUAAGUGAUCGUUAACUACCACAUUGCAACCAAGUUCAUCUCCAAGAUCGCUGCAAGAUAUGUGAACCAGUUCCAUCAUUGGAAACAAGAACAAUGUUUUUGCAGAGAUUGUUUGGUGAUUUCAAGUGAAGCAGAUCUGUAAACAUAAGACUUGCACCAUAGGCACACUGUGUCAGACCUGCAAAGGGACAGGUUCUAUUUCCAGUUUCUCAAAAGUAUGUUUUUUCCAAGUGUUUGUAGAGCCCGUGCUGUUGAAUUGAUGAAUCAGGCAUAUAUCAUGCCAUGUCAAGUGAACCAAAUCUGUAUACACCAUAACAACGCAUCGAGUCAGAUCUGCAGGAUAAGAAAGGACCAGGAUUUAAUUCCAAACUCUAGAAAGUGUUUUCUUUUCUUAAAUUUUUGGAUAGCUCAUGCCGUUGAAUGAUUUAAAUAAGAUGUAUACCAUGCCAUAUGCAUUGCUGCCUAUAUAUACUGAUGAAGUAUGCCCAUUUGUUAAUACUCAGUUUUAUGAUGUGAUAUCCCUGGGAUUAUUUUUCCAAUCCUUCUACUAAAUCCUCACAAAAAGUAUGUUAUCUACCUCUAAAUGCACCUCCAAAU
Cryptomeria japonica (Japanese cedar) is the source of this 2998-nucleotide messenger RNA. RefSeq names its product pentatricopeptide repeat-containing protein At2g13600. Gene Ontology annotation, molecular function: RNA binding; protein binding. Gene Ontology annotation, biological process: RNA modification. The record is from RefSeq and is a predicted model, not a curated record. Bases 187 to 2193 code for a protein of 668 amino acids. The transcript is spliced from 2 exons. NCBI's taxonomy places the organism in Eukaryota, Viridiplantae, Streptophyta, Pinopsida, Cupressales, Cupressaceae.